Molecule: messenger RNA, 1156 nt
Organism: Syzygium oleosum
Lineage: Eukaryota; Viridiplantae; Streptophyta; Magnoliopsida; Myrtales; Myrtaceae
Exons: 6
Coding region: 158-886 (242 amino acids)
Source: RefSeq, a predicted model, not a curated record
CGCUUCUUCUCGUCGUUCCACUUCGAAUCUUCGAUCCCCUUCCCUUCGCUUCUUAGGUCUCUCUCGUGCUCGUUCGGUCGCUCCGUGCGUCCGUGCGUGCGUUCCCCCGACCGAAAGCAAAAUCGAAUGAUUCGUGCUUCGCGUGGAAUUCGCAGCGAUGGCGAAGAAGAAGGAGGAGCCGGAGACGUCGAGGCCGAUUGACAACAUCGCCAAGUACUCCCAGCAGCAGCGGCGAGGCCCGCCGCCCAAGCGCCGCUCCGAUUUCUCUUUCUUCUCUACCUCCUCCUCCUCCUCCUCCUCCGCCGCCGCCGCCGCUUCCUCUCCUCCUUCUUCCAUGUCCACUUCAGAUUACUCGCCAACAUUCUCUAAUUGUAAAGAUGGACUGUCAAAAGUUGCUGCAGUCAGUUCAGAUGAAGCAAAGGAUGGAGGAAGACAAUCUCUAGCAUUCACUCCGGUCAAAUGCCGCAAGUCAUGGAUGCUGGUCACGCCAAACCAAAUUCAGGGUACAGAAAGCAGUGAUGUUUGCAUGACUCCAGUGAGUGUUGUAUUGGAGAGAACAGACUAUGAAGUGUUGUCUACUGCUGAACUGCAAGCCUCAAAUGAGGACCAUGCGAGCCCAUUCCAACAGUUAUCUUCUCCUGAUGAGGCAAAUAACUUAGAUCGUGGGGACCCUUACUCUGGUGGAUGCAUCAUAUCAAAUCCGAGAAGCAUAGAAGAUGACUCCUCCGAAAAAGGGAGAGGCAAGAGAAAAAGAAAGCCUAGAUCUUUCUUCAGUGAUGACCUAUACUCACCAUCGAGAUCUCCGAGAAAGGUCCGUCGGUAUAGGAUAAUGCGAUACCUCGGCCUUAUGGCUCCCGUAGGCUCUCCUUAUUCAGUCAAUAAUUAGCAUUGCCUCUGGAAUUAUGGGGGGGUUUUGGUAUUUAAUUUCCUCGUUUAGCACAAUCUUACCUUGUUCAUGUACAGCAACAGAUCACACAGUUAGAGAUUUGCUGCAUUUUCUAAUAAUUGUCCCGUUGUUUAGGAGAUAUAUUUCGUGAGGAUACGAACUACAUGGUCUGUGCUCUAUUUUGGCCAUAACAUGAUUACUCCUUUCCCUGCACAUGUUUGUGCUUGGACAGGCUUUCUGCUCUCUUCAGCCACAAGUUGUGGCCAUCAA